Linum trigynum is the source of this 1241-nucleotide messenger RNA. The record is from the annotation of a GenBank genome assembly. Lineage: Eukaryota; Viridiplantae; Streptophyta; Magnoliopsida; Malpighiales; Linaceae.
GCGCCUGAACGACGCCACCAGGAAGGACCAUUCCCCCUACCUUUCAUUGAUCAGAUGCUGGAGAGGUUGGCGGGCCAUGAGUUCUACUGCUUCCUGGAUGGCAUGUCUGGCUACUUCCAGAUUCCCAUCGCGCCAGAGGAUCAGGUAAAGACCACAUUCACCUGCCCCUUCGGUACUUUUGCUUACCGUAGGAUUCCAUUUGGGUUAUGUAAUGCACCCGCGACCUUCCAGAUAUGUAUGCUGGCGAUCUUUGACGGACUAGUUAGAGAGAUCAUGGAAGUCUUCAUGGAUGACUUCUCGGUUUAUGGAGACUCCUUCACUCAUUGUCUCCAUAACCUGGAACUUGUCCUAAAGAGGUGCGACAAGACUAAUCUGGAACUCAAUUGGGAGAAGUGCCAUUUUAUGGUUCGUGAGGGGAUUCUGCUUGGUCACAAGAUCUCCAAGCAGGGUAUCAAGGUGGAUCGCGCGAAGAUAGAGACGAUUAGUAAGCUACCUCCUCCCAUUUCUAUGAAGGGGAUCCGCAGCUUUCCGGGUCAUGCAGGCUUCUACCGGCUCUUCAUCAAGGACUUCUCGAAGAUUGCCUGCCUCCAAUGUAGUUAAAAGCUAUAGUUUAAGCCUAAAAGCUUACGCUUUUAAGUUCUUACCUCCUCCAAUAUAGUAAUUUUCUUUGAAAAAUCUUUUGACACCAUAAGCUUAAUAUAAACUCUUUAAAACCACAAUAUGUGCAUAAAAAAUCCUUAAAAGCUAGCUUUUAGGACGCUUAUAAGAGCUUUUAAUGAUAAUGUUUAUAGAGCGAUUUGGCACGUCGUGCGAUGGUCAAAUGGUUUUUUGUGGAUGAAAAAACUAAAGUGAUCAUGCCGCUGGCUUCAAAAUGAUUCUUUUAACAUGAAUGAUGAUUGAUGUAUUUAUGAGGAGCAUGAUGUUAGUGACAAUAACAACUAUGAUGAUGGCGGUAAUUAAGAUGAUAUGAUUUGGAUGGAAAUGUGGACGUUGCUUCCCAAAUGUAGCAUAAAUCAUGAUCAAUUUUUUUGGGGGGCUUGUGAUGUCCAUAAUAUGAAUAUUUCAGAGUUAUGAUUCAUAUUAGCGUACGAUUCAACUCUUUUUCUAUGUUUAUGAACUUGUUCUGAGUUAGAAUGUACUCUAGUUCAAAAUCUUUUCCAAUUUUCUGUGUGUGGAUCCUAUUAGUCUUUUAAGUUGCUUUUUUACAAUUUCAAUGGUUCAUAUAAACUUACGUUCUUACG